Molecule: messenger RNA, 372 nt
Organism: Dentiscutata heterogama
Lineage: Eukaryota; Fungi; Glomeromycota; Glomeromycetes; Diversisporales; Gigasporaceae
Source: the annotation of a GenBank genome assembly
UCUUUAUUUCAAUUUAAAUAUUAUGAACUUAUGAGAAAUGCAUUACGUCCUGGUGGCGUUGUUGCCGCGCAAGGCGAAUGUCAAUGGCUUCACCUUAAAUUGAUCACCGAGGUUCAAAACUUUUGUCGUCAACUAUUUCCAGUAGUCGAAUAUGCUUAUACCACAAUCCCAACCUAUCCAUCAGGUCAAAUCGGUAUAUUAAUAUGUUGUAAUGAUCCAACUCGUAAUUUGAAGAAGCCGAUUAGAAAAUGGCCAGAAGAUAAGGAAGAAAAAUUAUUUAAGUAUUAUAAUUCUGAAAUUCAUGAAGCAGCUUUUAUUCUACCUCAAUUUACAAAGAGUGCAUUGAAAGCAGCAGAGGCAGAGAACAAAUAA